This is a messenger RNA of Polyodon spathula (Mississippi paddlefish), 2954 nucleotides long. RefSeq names its product formylglycine-generating enzyme-like. Gene Ontology annotation, cellular component: endoplasmic reticulum. The transcript is spliced from 9 exons. The record is from RefSeq and is a predicted model, not a curated record. Lineage: Eukaryota; Metazoa; Chordata; Actinopteri; Acipenseriformes; Polyodontidae. Bases 83 to 1222 code for a protein of 379 amino acids.
GCAAAGAUGGCUGUUGUGUACACAUCGAAUUGAAUUACUGUGAGAAACCAAAUUCCUAUACCACCGGGGCGGAUAUGCAAAGAUGAUUCACGGUUUAGCUGUGUCGUUUUUAACAUUCACUUUAGUUUACGCAUCCGUAGUUAAUGAAAUUGAAGAAAAGUCGACUUCAGUUUCUGAAGAUCCAAACUUGCACUCGCCAUCCGAAGAAGGACGAAGUUGUGGAUGCAACUCUCUGAACAGAGCCGGUGUCUCUAGUGGAAGUGAAAGCGGGGUUUUGUUUCCUGAGGAGGCUGCUAUCAAGUACACAAGAGAGGCAAAUGUACCGCCAGUAAUAAACACUAAGGAGACAGCAAGGUUCAAUCAGAUGGUGCUGAUCCCUGGGGGAGUGUUCAUGAUGGGGACAGAUGAGCCGGCUAUACCUCAGGAUGGGGAAGGGCCAGCCAGAAGAGUGCACAUUCAGCAGCUCUACAUGGAUAUGUAUGAAGUCAGCAACUUGGAGUUUGAGCUCUUUGUAAAUGCUACUGGUCAUGUAACAGAGGCAGAAAAGUUUGGAGACUCUUUUGUGUUUGAAGGUCUAUUGAGUGAAAAAGUAAAGAACAAAAUCACACAGGCUGUUGCCGCUGCUCCCUGGUGGAUGCCCGUGAAAGAAGCCAACUGGAGACAACCUGAAGGUCCUGAUUCGAGUUUUGCAGAUAGGCUUGAGCACCCUGUUUUGCAUGUGUCCUGGAACGAUGCGGUGGCGUACUGCACCUGGGCGAAAAAACGUCUGCCCACAGAGGCUGAGUGGGAAUACGCCUGUCGGGGAGGACUGGAGAACAGACUGUUCCCAUGGGGCAACAAACUGCUCCCUAAAGACCAGCAUUAUGCCAAUAUCUGGCAAGGAGACUUCCCAGCACACAACACUGGGGAGGAUGGGUACACUGAAACCUCACCAGUGACUGCCUUCCCUCCCAAUGGAUACGGUCUAUAUAACAUGGUGGGGAACGCCUGGGAAUGGACAGCAGACUGGUGGAGUGUACACCACAGCACUGACGAGACUCGCAACCCGACGGGUCCUGCCACAGGAAAGGACAAGGUGAAAAAAGGAGGAUCCUACAUGUGUCACAAGUCUUAUUGUUACAGGUAUCGCUGUGUGGCUCGUAGCCAAAACACCCCCGAUAGCUCUGCCUCCAACCUGGGCUUCCGCUGUGCCGCUGACCAGCUCCCAGAUUACCUGCAGUAAAGGGUCAAGGACCACACGAGGAGCCCUGCAAUGCAACUAUCGAUCUGAACGACAACCACGAGGCAGGCCUGCCUUGAUCAAAGUUCUCAUAUCUCCUAAACUUCUUUUCAGGAUCUGUACCUUGAAUAGUUUCUGUUUUGGACAGGAUCAGCGAGUGCUCUCCUUACUCACCCCCCUAGGAACUGCCGAAGGAAGAAGCAGAUCUAUUAUAUAAACACAUGUACGACUAAAUUACUGCAGGCCUUUCUGUAAUCCGCAAGUUGAUAGUGUGAUCGUAUCGGCAGGAUGUCAGAAGUCUUUGACUGCUCGUAUUAUCAAUUUUAGUAAUAAUUUUGUUGUUAUUGUGAUUUGAUAGCUGUCUGGAAUGAAACUGCAAUACAAAGAAGAAAGUACUAUAUGUUUGUUAGGACUAUAAUAGGAGUGCAAUUCAGUUAUGAUAGGUUCGGUUUUUUAUCAACUGCUGUUUUUAACAACCAAUCAGUUUAGCAGACUGUGCAAGGUAAGACAAAUACCUUAGUUUUGUCCAUGUCUAUAGGGUUUGAUUGAACUUCUAGAUCUACUACAAAUGACUUCAGUCCUCAUGACUUGGGUGAUAUGCUGUAUUGCAUAUGGUCUAUUCUACUUAAAAACAGAUUCAUCCAUUACAUAUAUUGUUAUUGACAAUUCAGAAUAUGGAGAUGCACAGAUGCACCUGUCUAUGCCACACAUAUAUGUGUAAUGAUGGUACUUGGUAAGGACAUUCUUCGUGCACGUAUCAUACUAAUGUAGAUAUUUGCCUUCUUACUCUGUGAAGUUAGAAGAAAUUUCUGAUAGUAUUGUAAACACUAACAUGCAUAUUAUUGACACCUGCCGUAGCUGUAAAUUAAAAAUUAAAGCCAUCAAUAACAUGAAAAAAUGGAUCACUACAGCCGUAACCAUGUAAAAAUGGGAGUUUAACAGACAGAUGGACAGCUGCCCCCAUGCACAAAUAUUAUAUAACCUGUGCUAAAGAAGGUCCUAGUUUCAUCGCGCCAGACAAACGCCUCCAGAAUAUGCUUCAUCCCAGUUAGAUAAGUGGUUCCCUAGAUACUGUAUAUGUAAAAAUGUAACUGCGGCGCACAGAAAGACAGUCUCCAAAUAACCCCUGAUUAUGUUACACACAGUAGUUUGUGCUAAAGAAUGUCUUUAGGAAGUUCCAUCAUAAUUGAGCAAUCAUUUCAAUAGAUAUAUGAAAACUUAAAUAACACACAGAAAGUAGUCUGAUGGCCAGACACACAUCCUCCACGUCACCCAAGAUCAAAAGGGCAAAAAAGGUCCUUAGCAAGCUUCUUUGGACAAGCAAUACUAAAAAAAAUAAAGUAGGUACUGUAACUACUUGCAGGAUGUACAUCAUUAGUGGUGGAUAGUAAACAGCUGAAAAAAAAUGGAAGUAAAGGAUAAAUAGCAUGGGUUGAAGUCUUCCAUUUCUGAAUGAGAAUUACUGACAAGACCACAUGCUGGUACAGAGCUCUUGAUGGGGACCUCUCCUGAUAUGUUCUCAAGGAGUAAGUCUCAGCCCUGUGAAAUGCUGGUUACCAUGAGUAAAUAACAGGUGCUUACAGUUGCCAAACAAUACUGAGCUGUCAAAAGGCCCUUUUUUCAGACUGCUUUGUGAGCGUGGACUUGUCAAAGUAUAGAACUAUGGCCAAAAGCUUUGCAUCACUUGGAAUUUUAGGAUUGAGACAUCAUUUAAAAAGUAUGAACAUGAUUUAGA